AUGAUAUCGGACCUUCCAACGGAUGUGGCAGAGGAUGUUCUCUCUAGGCUUCCGGUGACAUCUCUGGUAGGAGUACGAUUUGCUUGUAAAAAGUGGAACACUUUAACCAAAGAUGAGGGGUUUAUAAAGAAGCACCUCGGUAAGAAUCAGUGGAGGAAGGUGGUGAUGCUGCUGGACUAUAAGCUCUACAGUUGUAACUCUAACUUGUGGAAAGUUGUUGUUGAUGUCAUCCCUGACUGGAGUAUAGAGUUUUAUCAACGUGGCGUGUCUCUAAAGGGCAACACUUACUUGUUUGCUGAAGAGAAGCUUGUCGAUGUAGCUCCAGGAACAGAGAUAUCAGAUCUCCGUGAUUUCUUACUUUGUUUUGAUUUUACAAAAGAGAGGUUUGGGCCGCGUCUGCCUCUGCCUUUUCACUCCUUCGGAGACAUAGUGACCCUCUCUAGUGUUGGAGAAGAGAAGCUUGCUGUGUUAUUUCAGAAACAAGGUUUGCCUCCAUACACGGUCAAGAUUUGGAUUAGUAGUAGCAAGAUCGAGCCCGAUGCAGUGUCGUGGAACAAGCUGUUCCUAAGUGUUGAUAUGAAACCACUCACGGGUUUCCUGUUUCUUGACAACGGUGGGAGUUUCUUCGUUGACGAAGACGAGGAGGUGGCAGUGGUUCUUGAUAAAGCCAGAGGUAAGUUUCGCCUCACUCACAACAUUGCUUGCAUCAUUGGUAAAAAUGGACACUUCAAACAAGUGGAUCUCGGAGAACGCGCAGAUCCUUCUCUUAAGCUCCCCACAAAUAUCCCAGUUGUGUGCUCUUAUGUUCCUAGCUCUGUAGACAUCAUGUAAACUGCACACCAGUAUCUAUUAAAUCUGCCGCUGUCCGUUUUCUUACCCUUUUUUUUUUAUCAGUUAUCUGGUCUCUGAACUUGAUGGCCUAUGCUUUCUUCGCUUUUGUUCAUCUUAUUUAUAUUUUCAAUCAAAUACUCGUGUUGUGAACUUGUAUGGCUUCUUCCACCAUGUAUUUGAUAUCCUUUGCACCUUAAGACUUUUGUUUAAUUUUAGGGAUUCAACAAUGUAAUGUUUACUGGGUCACUAUUCUUCUUUAGAGCUUAACCUUACUGCACAUCAUCAUCUCCUAAGAUACAUGCAUGGUUCCAGUUAAGCAAAAUUAUACGUGUAGACAACUAGAAUAACGUAUGCCACUAAAAAUUGAGUUUGUAUUUUUGUUCUUUACAAAGCAUGCCAUUAUUCACCCUUCCAAGUAGAAAAAAAGUUCCAGAUGCUAGCACAUCUACCUGAGAUGGAUGUAAUUUGAUAUUCAUAUGUAAAAGAAUGUUCUUAAAAGCUUGAAACAUGUCUUUGACUUAUCAGCUCUGAUCAUGUCAUGGAGGAGAUGAGCUAGGCCAAAAGCUGCUGCUUAGAUACUGCAUCACAUAUCACAUUAUUUAGUUGGUAUGUUUAAAGCAAGCAUAAUACAGUUACGGCUCUAAUUUAGUUCUUACCUUCACCAAACAUCUUCUUCAAAGCGUGGCAAUUACAAGCCAGGUUAAGAAAGUGUUCUUUGAAGACAUCUGCAUUUUCAGCUUUAGAGCAAUACUUUCCACAAGUUAAGAGACAAAAGAUAAACGAUUAUUAGAGAUUUGGUAGCCAUUUCAUGGAAAUUAAAUAAGGAGAGUAUCGUAAAUUUUACCAACAGAUCCGACCAUGUGACGGAGUAGGGGGGCCGCAUGUCCACGGAGGCUGGAUAUACAGGCUGACAGCUGCUGCAUAAUAAAAUCACUUAAAUCAUCUAAAUGUACAAAGAAGAAAUAAUUCAGUUGGGCUUGAAGUUAGUUCACACCUCCAUCCAACAUCUUCUUUAACACGUGAACAGCAUAUGUAUUAGUAUUAGAAGCAAGGCUAAGAAAAUGCGGAUGAAGUUCUUUGAAUACACGCUCUAGAGAGUCAUUGGUAGCAUUUUGGAGCUGUUCUUUGAAGUAUGACAAAUCAUCUGGCCACAAAGAGAAUGAACUUUCAACUCUUUGACUUCAAAAGAUAUUAUUCAAAUAUGCAUUGAAAAUGUGCUCAAUUUCCUAACUUACCUAUGACUGGUGCAAAUUGGUUGUCAAGAUCAGUUUCUACUAACAGAUCCGAUAAGCAGCUUCAAUCUUAUGUGGUGCCUAAAGGAAAUAAACACACACACACACGACGCAUAUAUAAUAAACGCUUCUUACAAUGGUCCAUAAGCACUUAUGGAUCAACAUAGGGCUGUGGUGCAGAAGGAGAAACCGACCGGGCUCGACGACCCAAACCGACCAAACGUCCCUUCUUAUUUGGAACCGACUGAAAUAGAAAAUAAACAAAUUUAAAUAAUAGAAAAGAUGAUAAAAUGAAAAUAAAGAAAUAAAUGAAUUGAAUUUUUUUAUAAAGAACAUACCGAUUCAACGAUUUCGUUGAUUCGAAUCCAGGACAAGUUGGUCGAAGCCGUCGAAGUGGCGUCCAGGUCGGUUUGAAGCUGAGAUAUACGGGUCUCUUCGUCUUCCUUCUGAGUUUCGAUCAGGCUGAGCACAUCUCUCACAACACCAUCAUCAAUCUCCCCGGUGUGCUUGUUGGUAUGCGCCGUCUUCAUUAGGACGAAAUCAUCAACCGGCUCGCCAUCAUUUUCAUCCGCCUUGAAAAAAACAAAAGUUAAACAAACAUUAGAAAUUAGAAGAAAUGCAUAAAAAAUAAAAUAAAAACACUUAAAUAAUUAAAAAAAAAAGAUUGAACUUAACAAACGAUCCCCAAGAGUGGCAAUAGUCUGGGCACCCAAAUUGUGCUUGUAUAUGCCAUUCCCGCCACGAUCGCUCUUACGGUUCGCGGAGUUGGUCACGGAGGUAGCUUUCGUCUCGUCCUUAUCCCAAUGCACACACAACUUCUCCCAGACCGUGUUGUUGAUCGACUUCGGGACCUUUUAAUAAAAAAAAUAUAAAAUAGUUUAAUAAAUCCAAAAAUAGUUUAAUAAAUUCAAAAAAUGGUUUAAUAAAUUAAAAAAAACCUGGUUGAUGAGCCACUUCUGCUUCCACACGUAGAUCUGCUUCCCAUAGUUGUCCAUAACUUUAUGGACGAAGGCGUCACAGAUAAAGUUCGUGUGAUCGGGAUUCCAGGUGAACUCUUGCUGAAAAAAAACACAAUUUGUAAAAAAUUUAUAUUAAAGAUUAAAAAUAUAAGUGAAAAAAUUAGAAUAGUUACCGCAAACUGACAAAACCACAUCUCCUGGUCCUCGGCAGGGAAGUGAGUGAAAGUCGGAUAUCCCUUGCUGAGGUUCGAGUACAUCAUAUUGUUGAUCCAUGCGCUGAUCCCAUUCCCGGAUCGGUUGAACCUAAUAUAAGAAACAAAUUAUUAAUAAUGAAUCAAAUUUUAAUGAAAAAAAAAACUUUUAAUUACCAUGUUUGACGUCGUCCCUUUGGACACAGAGUGAGAUAGGGAAGAUGCUCACGACCGGGCUGUUGAACCAACUGGGCAACAGUCAUCACUCCCGGAACGACUGGAGGAGCGGGAGGGGGUGCAGCAGUGGGAGCGGGUGCAGCAACGGGAGGGGGUGCAGCAGCGGGAGCAAAAACCGGUGCGGGAAAUGAAGAAUCCCGAUAGUGGCUGCUCGACCCCCUAGAGUGGCUGGACGAACCCCGAGAGUGGCUGGACGAACCCCGAGAGUGGCUGGACGAACCCUGAGAGUGGCUCCCCGUACCACUACGACCUCAUGGUGAGGCACGACGAGAUCGAGACCGGGUCUGAUCACCAGUAGACCUGUAAAUUAAAAAAAACAUAUUU
Brassica napus (rape) is the source of this 3774-nucleotide messenger RNA. Its product is annotated as F-box/kelch-repeat protein At3g16740-like. NCBI's taxonomy places the organism in Eukaryota, Viridiplantae, Streptophyta, Magnoliopsida, Brassicales, Brassicaceae. The transcript is spliced from 2 exons. Bases 1 to 831 code for a protein of 276 amino acids. Gene Ontology annotation, molecular function: protein binding. The record is from RefSeq and is a predicted model, not a curated record.